Molecule: messenger RNA, 1817 nt
Organism: Paramecium octaurelia
Lineage: Eukaryota; Ciliophora; Oligohymenophorea; Peniculida; Parameciidae
Source: the annotation of a GenBank genome assembly
AAUGCCCGCUGUUUACUUUCUAUAUCUCCUGUUACUGUUCAAUUUACUAAACAUUAUGAAAGCUUUAAUCAUUUCUUAGUCCAACUUUGCGCUAUUUUAGGAGGAGUAUUUACAAUAGCUGGGAUCAUAGAUUCCAUAUUUCAUGCAUGUAAAUAAUAGAUUUAAUAUUUUAGUACGGAAACUAAGGUUGUUUUAGAUUAGUGAAAGUGAUAAUUAAAUUAUUUAUUGUCAUACAAUUAUGUGAGUAUUUAAAUAAUAAUUUAUUAUAUGUCAUUAAAAGACUUUCAGAUAUUGCAAGAAUUAGGUAUUGUAAAUAUGCGAAUUAGGUGAGGGAGCCUAUUCUAAAGUAUUUAAAAUAAAAAGAAUCGCAGAUUAAUAGGAGUAUGCUCUUAAAAAAGUUAAUUUGCAGUCUCUUUCUGACAAAGAGAAAUAAAAUGCUCUUAACGAAGUAAGAAUAUUGGCCAGUGUAAGACAUGCUAAUGUUAUUCAAUAUAAAGAAGCCUUUUUAGAAGAAUAAUCUUAAACAUUAUGGUAACUAUUUAGAUGCAAUUAUUUUAAGCAUCGUAAUGGAGUAUGCAGAUGAUGGAGAUCUCUAUUAAAAAAUUGUAGAAUGUUAAAAGAAGGGAGUUCUUAUGUCUGAAAAUGAUAUUUGGAAUAUAUUCAUAUAAGUAUUUCUUAAUCCAUAUGAAUAUUACAGAUUGUCAAAGGUUUAAAAGCAUUGCAUGAUAUGAAAAUCUACCAUAGAGAUCUGAAAUCUGCAAAUGUCUUCAUGAAUACAGAUGGAACUGUCAAAUUGGGAGAUAUGAAUGUCUCCAAAGUUGCAAGGAAAAUAUUACUCUACACCUAAACUGGAACCCCCUAUUAUGCUUCUCCAGAGGUUUGGAAAGAUCAACCUUAUGAUUCCAAAUCUGAUAUUUGGUCAUUAGGAUGUGUUUUGUAUGAAAUGACAACAUUAAAGCCACCCUUUCGAGCAGAGGAUAUGAAUGGUUUGUACAAAAAAGUUGUUAAGGGUUAUUAUCCAAAAAUACCUACCAUCUACAGUUAAGAUUUAAGCAAUGUAAUCAGAGCUUUGCUUUAAGUUCAACCACACUUGAGACCCAGUUGUGACAAAAUUCUUUAAUUGUCAGCAAUAGUAAAUAGACUAGAUGACAAAGUUUUGGUUGAGGAGGAAGGAGCUAAAUUUUUAUUAUAAACAAUCAGAGUUCCUAGAAACAUGCAUUAUUUAACAGAUAGAUUGCCAAAACCUAAUUAUAAUCCAAUUAGAAUGACUAAAAUUGAUAAAUAGUAAUUCAUCCAAACUUUGGCUAUUUAGAAAUUAAAUUAAGAAAAUUUAGAGGAGAAUCAUUCAUUGCAUGUUGAUUUCUUGCCUCGUUUAAACAAAAGAAAUGAAGAGAGUCUUGAUAACUCGGUUGUCUCAAGAAAUAACAAGAAAGUGGAUGAUAUUCAAUUGGACAAUGUUAUUAAUAAGAAUAACUAAAUUAAUUAAAUAUAUGGUGUUGGCAUUCAUCCUAAGAAAAAGGAUUUGAGAAUUUCCAAUAAGUCUUAAAAGCAUGAUCUGAAAGCAAUAAGAAAAAAUGAGUUAGAUGGGGAUCUGAAACCUUUGAUUAUAAAAUCGUAAAAUAUUGUUUCAUGAUAGUUAUAGCCCUAAAAAUGCAGGUGAUGAUCGACAACCUUUAUUGCCACUCUUGCCUAGCAUUAAAAAAGAUGUUUAAAGAUAAAAUGAGGAUGAACAAUUGAAAAAGAUUAAACAAACUGAAGAAUUAAUCUAAUAACUAAAAUAAAAGCAAUAGAAACACAAGAGAAUCUAGAAAUUAUGA